AUGGAAUCAGAUUAUGUUCACAUUGAAAAGCUAAGACUCAAACCGGUAGUGGGACCAGACUCAUGGCGUAGAUUAUCUCCUCAGGAUUGUGUAGCUACGCUUCAGAUGAGAACCAACUUUGAAAAAGCUUCUGAGAAUGAUGAUUUGAAAUAUUCACUAAACUAUGCUGUAAUUUCCAGAGAUAUCGAAAAAUAUAUUGAGCCAUUCAAAAACUAUUGGAGCAUUGGUUAUCUGAAUAGAAAUUUAUCUAACUACCUUGUAGCCAAAUACCCGGGGAUACAGUCAUUGAUCCUGGACAUGCAAACUAGAAGUGGCCAUAUAAGGAGUGAUGAUAUUCGUGCCGUAGUUGUAUCACAAAAAAAUAUCGAUGACGAAAUUAUCAUUUCAAAUUUGAAACUUUUAACACUCAUAGGAGUAUUUACCUUUGAAAGACUACAGAAGCAGUACGUUAAUUUUGAAAUUCGUAUUCCAUGGCCAAAAAAAUCAAGAGAACAUGUUCCGUACAAUGACGUUAUUGAUAACGUUGUAGAAUAUGUGGAAAACUCCAACUUUAAAACGGUUGAAGCGCUUGUAGAAAAUGUUGCUCAAGUGAUUACACAAAUUCCGUACUUCAUCGAUCACCCGAAACUCGCCAUCACAGUGAAAGUUUUGAAGCUAAAUGCAAUUACUUCCACCGAUGGUGUUGGUGUAAGCUGUACUAAAUCAGCUGUUGACUUCGUUAAGAAGCAGCCAAUUGGUAAAACCGGAGGUCAUUCUUCUAUGCGCGGUUUUGACUUACCUGUGGAUAGUCAGGCGGUUAAAAUAACGAAGUCCAAUACGGCAAUUGUCGCCUUUGGCUCCAACGUCGGAGAUAGAUUUGAAAAUAUCAAAAGUGCUAUUGAUAUUUUAGAUGCUCAUCCUAGUGUUACCGUCAUGGCAGUUUCAUCCAUUUUCGAAAGUGAACCCAUGUAUUUCAAGAAUCAAAGUUUGUUCCUAAAUGGCUGUUUGAAGAUACAGACUAAUUUAAAUCCAGAAGAUCUUUUGAAACUAUGCAAGACUAUUGAAUAUGAAAACCUCAAACGGACCAAGGAAUUUGAUAAUGGCCCACGUAGUAUUGAUUUGGACAUCAUAUUGUACAAAAACAGUGAUGGCGAAGAUAUACUGUUAACCACAGAAACAUUAACAAUACCACACCCUCGUCUUUUAGAAAGAUCGUUUGUCCUGGAACCGCUUUGUGAGCUCAUUUCCAGUGAAGAACUUCAUCCCGUCACCGCAGAGCCAUAUCAUAAUCAUUUAUCACAGCUUUACGGUCAGGGCAAUGAAGAAGAUUUCCUUUGGAAAUUGGUACCUCUGCCAUCGAUUGGAAAGAGCAAGCGUUUUUUAAAAUUCAAAAAUGAGGUUCAGCAUGAUUUAGUCACAGGAUCUCCCAUCACUCGUACCGUCUCCAGCACUUAUAUUAUGGGCAUUUUGAAUACAACGCCAGACUCCUUCUCAGAUGGUGGCAUUUAUUUCGAAAGUAUUGACAAACAGCUCGAUAAAGUGAAGAUAAUGAUCGAUGAUGUUUUGAGGCUUUUUGAUUAUUUGAUUAUUGAUAUAGGUGGUUGCUCGACGAGGCCCAACUCUGAGCAGACUUCUUCAGAAGAAGAAUUGAAAAGAACGAUACCUAUUAUAAAAGCAAUUCGGAAAGACACUGGUAUUCCACAGGAACGAAUUAUCUUGUCAAUUGACACGUAUCGUGCUGACGUUGCGUCUCAAGCUAUUGCUGCUGGGGUAGAUAUUGUGAAUGAUAUUUCGGGAGGGCAAUUUGAUAAGAGCAUUCUAUCCGUUUUAGCAGAAAACCCAACUGUGGCUUACGUUCUGUCUCAUACAAGAGGUAAUAUAUCUACGAUGAAUAAGCUUACCGAGUACGGCGAACCAAGCGAUGACACCAAUAUAUCUGAAUUUUUGCAUGGUAGAGAGAAUUCAGAUUCAAGGACUUCUUUAAUCAGAAAUGUUGGAAGAGAAUUGGCCGAACGUUACGAAGAAGCGAUUUCAAAUGGGAUAAGACGUUGGCAAGUUAUUAUAGAUCCAGGAAUUGGGUUCGCGAAGAAUCCCAGGCAAAAUCUAGAAAUUAUCAGGCAACUAGAUUUGUUGAAGAAUUAUAGUUGUACAAAAGACGGGUCCUUUUUGAAUUUUAGGAAUCUACCAAUCCUGGUAGGUGCAUCUCGCAAAAAAUUCAUAGGCACUAUUACUGGUGAUGAAAUUGCAUCUGAACGAGAUUUCGCGACAGGUUCAUUAAGCGCCUCGUGUGUCGGUAAUGGAGCUAAUAUUAUUAGAGUUCACGACACAAAAGGUUGCAGUAAAAGCAUAAAGUUAGCUGAUGCCCUCUAUAGGAGACUGUAA
Lachancea fermentati is the source of this 2361-nucleotide messenger RNA. The record is from the annotation of a GenBank genome assembly. NCBI's taxonomy places the organism in Eukaryota, Fungi, Ascomycota, Saccharomycetes, Saccharomycetales, Saccharomycetaceae.